CUGGGCAGAAGAUGUCGGCGCAGGGGGAUUGCGAGUUCCUGGUGAAACGGGCCCGCGAACUGGUACCGGGGGACCUGUGGGCGGCCAAGGCCUGGCUCAUCACAGCGCGGAGCCUUUACCCCUCAGACUUCAACAUACAGUAUGAGAUGUACACUAUUGAGAGGAAUGCUGAAAGGACAGCAUCUGCAGGCAGGCUGCUCUAUGACAUGUUUGUGAAUUUUCCAGACCAACCUGCUGUAUGGAGGGAGAUCAGUGUUAUCACAGCAGCUUUAAGGAAUGACUCACAGGACAAGCAGACACAGUUUUUAAGAGGAUUGUUUGAAACUCUUCCUGGUCGGGUCCAGUGUGAAAUGUUGCUGAAGGCCACAGAGCAGUGUUUUAACACAUUAGAAAGGGCAGAAAUGCUACUGCUGCUUCUGCGACGGUUCCCAGAGACUGUGGUGCAACAUGGGGUGGGCCUUGGAGAAACAUUAUUAGAUGCUGAAAGUAUUGAAGACCAAGAAUCGCCAGUGAAUUGUUUCAGAAAAUUAUUUGUUUGUGAUGUUCUUCCUCUAAUAAUUAACAACCCUGAUGUUCGACUUCCGUCCAGCUUGUUAUAUAAGUAUCUGAAUAAGGCAGCAGAAUUUUAUAUUAACUAUGUAACUAGAUCCACACAGACAGAAAGCCAGUAUCAAGGUUCACAAGAUUCCUCUGAUAUUAUGUCUCCAAGCAAGCGUGGCUCUCAGAAGUAUGUAAUAGAUGGGCUCUCAGAAAAAUCAUCUCAGAUUACAGAUCCUUGGGAGAGGCUGUUUAAAAUAUUGUCUGUGGUGGGAAUGAGAUGUGAAUGGCAAAUGGAUAAAGGAAGAAGAAGUUAUGGUGAUAUUUUGCACCGAAUGAAAGACCUUUGCAGAUACAUCAGUAACUUUGAUAGUGAUGCACAUGCUAAAUAUAAGAAUCAAGUGGUGUAUUCAACGAUGUUGGUUUUCUUUAAAAAUGCAUUCCAGUAUGUCAGCAGCAUCCAGCCCUCUCUCUUCCAAGGUCCAAAUGCUCCAAACCAAGUCCCACUGGUUCUUCUUGAGGAUGUGACCAACAUCUAUGGUGAUACAGAUAUUGAUCGUAACAAACACAUACACAAAAAGAGGAAACUUGCUGAAGGAAGAGAAAAAACAAUGCAGAGCUCAGAUGAUGAGGAUCCUUCUGGGAAGGCACGAAGUCGUCACAUUACAGUAAACAAGGCAGAUCUGCCAAACUCUGUUGAAGUAUUAGAGAGCUUUAAACUGGCAAGGGAGAGCUGGGAGCUGCUCUACUCUCUGGAGUCACUUGACAAAGAGUUCACCAGAAUUUGUUUGUCAUGGAAAACAGACACCUGGCUUUGGUUAAGGAUUUUUCUUACAGACAUGAUCAUCUACCAGGGUCAGUACAAAAAAGCAAUUAGCAGCCUACAUCACUUGGCAGCUCUUCAGGGCUCUCAUUCUCCACAGCAAAUCACUGGGCAAGGAUCACUAGAAAAUCAGAGAGCACUGAUCCAGUUAGCAACUUGCCACUUUGCCCUUGGGGAAUAUCGGCAAACAUGUGAAAAAGUGCUUGACCUCAUGUGCUGUAUUUUACUUCCAAUACAAGAAGGAGGUAAAGUACAAGAGGAGCAACCUAAAGUAAAGUCUAAAUUCAGGAAAGGGUCUGAUUUGAAGCUCUGGCCAUGUACCAGCAGAGCCAUCAUGCCUUACUGCCUUCAUUUAUUGCUAGCUUGUUUCAAGCUCAGAGCUUUCACAGACAGCAGAGAUGAUAUGGCACUGGGCCACGUAGUUGUUCUGCUUCAGCACGAGUGGCCAAGGGGGGAGAACUUGUUCCUGAAAGCCAUCAACAAAAUCUGCCAACAAGGAAACUUCCAGUAUGAGAAUUUUUUCAACUAUGUUACAAAUAUUGAUAUGUUGGAGGAAUUUGCUUAUUUAAGAACACAGGAAGGAGGGAAAAUUCAUCUGGAACUGCUGCCAAAUCAAGCAAUGUUGAUCAAGACUUCUAGCCCUCCCAUGGGGUUACUGCAGCAGGAAUUCAUACCUGUGCUACAGCCCAGCAUACAGACUGCUGACAGGCACCACACAGUUACCCGGGGUAUCACUAAAGGAGUGAAGGAAGAUUUCCGCCUGGCCAUGGAGCGCCAGGUCUCACGCUGUGGGGAAAACCUCAUGGUGGUCUUGCAUAGGUUCUGCAUUAAUGAGAAAAUACUGCUGCUUCAGACUCUUGCUUGAAUGGCCUCCAUGCCUCAGUGGAUGAUGAUGCAGUGUCUCGUGGAGAGGGGGGAGGCUCUUGCUUGUAUCAACAGCAGCGUGGCACUGGAACACCCAUCACUUUUCCAAGGAGUCAAAGAAGUUCCCCUUGUGAGGUACAGGUUUUGCAGUAUGCAAACACUACUCAGUGUUUGUCCAUCACUUGGUUUUCCUAUGUGAGUAGUUCAGACUUUAUAAAUAAAACUUUGUUUAGGAAGUUUUCUGUAAUAUGUCCUAUUUGUUUUAGGGUUUUUUUUU
Calypte anna (Anna's hummingbird) is the source of this 2501-nucleotide messenger RNA. It is a transcript of the gene INTS10, whose product is annotated as integrator complex subunit 10. NCBI's taxonomy places the organism in Eukaryota, Metazoa, Chordata, Aves, Apodiformes, Trochilidae. Gene Ontology annotation, biological process: snRNA processing. The coding region runs from base 12 to 2225 and encodes 737 amino acids. The transcript has 18 exons. The record is from RefSeq and is a predicted model, not a curated record. Gene Ontology annotation, cellular component: integrator complex.